AUGCUUUUAAAGGUGGUGAUAACGCUCAUUGUCAGUGUGCUGGCCGUUGUGAAUGGCUUCUUCUGUACACCUGCAAAUGUCACAGUUGAUGCGACUUUCCUGUGCGCUAAUCAAGCGGUUGCAAAUGCACUAGUUGAAUUGCUAGAACAUGACCUAUUCGAUCCGGACGAUGUUCUGAGUGCAGAAAAAACAAGCGCUAAUGGUAAUGUGAUACUUGUUGGUGAAGAAUGCGAGAUUGGUCGAAUCGAGCCGUAUUUGAUGAUAACGCAUCACUGUUAUACCGGAAAAAUCCGAAAUGAGUGUACGGUGGUAGAUCUAAUUGAAGUACCUCAAGAAUAUAUUGGUAAAGUCUACAGAGUUACCGGAUAUUAUCUGGACAAGCACAAGCCACACUAUUCAGUAAAGUGUUAA
Anisakis simplex (herring worm) is the source of this 411-nucleotide messenger RNA. The record is from the annotation of a GenBank genome assembly. Lineage: Eukaryota; Metazoa; Nematoda; Chromadorea; Rhabditida; Anisakidae.